UUUUACCCUGUUUUGAUUUCAACCCGUCCAGUUGGUGGCGGCAAUACAACUUUUUAGGUAGUAGUCUGCCAUAAAACCCACAGAAGAAGAAGAGGCAGACGAGUGGCACGCACGAUUGAGUGGAGGGGCCCGUUUUAAAGGGAAACCAAUGUUGAGAUAGCUGCAGGCAUUGAGCGUCAUAACACAAGCAGUGUGCCAUCCCCCUGUCUUCCUUUCAUGCCCCCCCCAUGUCUGUCCUCCCUGCCUGUUAGUGUCCCCACCUUGUCCCCUCAUUGUCUGCCUUGUCCAGCCUGAAGCCCUCCUCUCCCUCAUGCUUUGAACAAAGACAGCACACUGCCAGUCCAAUGACUGCCUGGAUCGUCUUGCCUGUCAGCCUCUCUGCCUUCUCCAUCACAGGAAUAUGGAUAGUCUACGCCAUGGCUGUGAUGAAUCAUCACGUUUGUCCUGUGGAGAACUGGUCCUACAAUGUGACAUGUACAGAGGAGAUGGCCAGGCCAGGCUUCCCUAAGACGUGCUGCACCAUACAGGACAUCCCCCUCAUCAGUAAAUGUGGCUCCUUCCCUCCUGAGAGCUGUCUGUUCAGUCUGAUCGGGAACGUCGGAGGCUUCAUGGUGGUGAUGGUGUGCCUUCUGCGCUAUGCCCAGGUGAUUGAGCACAGCCACGGUUGCUGGAUUAACACCAAUGCCCUGUUGUCUGGCUGCACCAAUGCUGUAGGACUGGUCAUGGUGGGAAACUUCCAGGUUGACCAUGCGAAGUCUCUGCACUACGUUGGCGCGGGCGUGGCAUUCCCUGCAGGUCUGCUCUUCGUGUGCUUGCAGUGUGUUCUCACUUACCGGAUGGCCAUCACCGCCCUUGACUACUGGAUGGCACACGUCCGUGUAGCGCUGGCCGCAGGAGCCCUGGUCUCACUUGUCCUUAGUGGUAUCUUCUUCAUCCACGAGAGCUUUGUUCUCCAGCACGCAGCAGCCAUCUGCGAGUGGGUCUUCACCGUGGACAUCCUUGUCUUCUACGGCACCUUCACCUAUGAGUUUGGCACGGUCACCAACGACACCAUGAUGGUCGGCCUGCAGCAGACCCACCACCACUCUGGGGUCAUGAUGGGCGGCACGGCCGGGGCCAUGUCGCUGGGCAUGGGAGCCAAGGGUCUAAAGUCCCCUGGAGGAAGCAGCACAUCCACCCAUCUCAACUGCACCCCAGAGAGCAUAGCCAUGUUGUAGCUCUGCAGGGGCCAAGGAGAUCACCACACUGCUGCAGAGGGGAACCACCACACAGGCAGCUGGAGUCGAUGAUGACACUGGCCAGCCAGAGGGAGGAGACAAGACAUUGAAAAUCACAAGAUAUGAUUGACGCACCGGGUCGGUAUUGCUGUAUUGGGUUUUUGUGUUUUAAUAAGCCAUCCGCUUCUCCACUACGGUCGAAUUUCUGUCGCUUCAUCAGCAGAAAGGAACACUUACACAAAGAAUACAUAUCUGGGAUGAUGAGGGGCGAUGAUGCUGUGACUGUUUCCAAGAUGGCUACUGGCCUCUCUGCACUCUGACAUGAUACCUUCUUUCUUAAAGAUCAGUGUUUGAACAGUCACUGAGGCUUUUGCCAGUGUUCAUCCUUGUCAUGUUGGGAUGACAGAUACAAAAUAAGGUUUAUUUUAUAUGCCAACUUUUGUUUUCUGCCACAUUUGACAGACUUCCUCUACCUGGCCAUGGCUUGUGGUGGGGCCCGGUCUCAUGCAAUUCAACUCUGCACGCUACAAUUUGAAUGAGAGAGUAGAGUGUGUCGUUGGAUUGACCAGACUGAGUUUUUUAUUUAUUUUGUCUGUACUCUGCCAAUGUUAAUGCAUCGUAAUAGAAAAUAUUGAAUGUUUGAGAAGUGGAACUAUAGAUUGUAUACUGUUAUGUACAUGACAGUUCAGCCUGGCCUCAGAGCAAUACGAAAUGUACUAAAUGUAUUUCUGAGCACCUCCAAGACAUAUGAUACCUACUAAUGGUUUAGUUACUUGACACAAACUAAAGUAGGGAGGUUGGUCAAAGAGGAUGGGUGGGUGUAACCCGUGACAGACCAGCAAGCCAAAGGUUGCAUGUUUUAGAAACGUAAGGGACAACUAUAGCAUUUUAGCUAACCCUGAUUGUAAAUGUAACCAAAUCCACCUAACCUUUGUCAUUCGUUCCCCUAACUGCCAAUGUUAAUUAUCCUUUUAUGGUGCAACAAGCAACCUGGUCUCAAAUAAAGAUGUGCAAUACUA
This is a messenger RNA of Oncorhynchus keta (chum salmon), 2236 nucleotides long. Its product is annotated as transmembrane protein 150A-like. The record is from RefSeq and is a predicted model, not a curated record. The transcript has 8 exons. NCBI's taxonomy places the organism in Eukaryota, Metazoa, Chordata, Actinopteri, Salmoniformes, Salmonidae. The coding region runs from base 345 to 1217 and encodes 290 amino acids. Gene Ontology annotation, biological process: protein localization to plasma membrane.